Fusarium vanettenii 77-13-4 is the source of this 681-nucleotide messenger RNA. RefSeq lists its product as uncharacterized. NCBI's taxonomy places the organism in Eukaryota, Fungi, Ascomycota, Sordariomycetes, Hypocreales, Nectriaceae. The record is from RefSeq and is a predicted model, not a curated record. The coding region runs from base 1 to 681 and encodes 226 amino acids. The transcript has 2 exons.
AUGGCUGAAGAGUAUGAUGAAGGAAAUUGGCGCCAAAUAUCGGUCAAGUUCCGGUUUCACGGAAAUACCGUGUUAGCAGCUGGCGACUGGAGCGAUCGCGAGCAUCCAAACGUCCUACGCCUAACCAUUAUCCGGUCAUCGUUUGAUCAAGCCAUCAUUUCGAUACUUUUAGCACUGCCAUACACCUUCCAAAACUUUGCUCGGGCCCUCUUCCCCGGCUACUUUCUUCCAUCGCGAAUCGUUUUGAAGAAGAUGAAGCCCGAAUGGGACGAAGAGUUUGACAACGAAGUGCGCAUGUACGACCGGUUGCGGUCUGUUCAGGGCCACCUCAUCCCGAUCUGCUAUGGACUGGCUUGGUGUGACGGCAAGCGAGCUUUACUCCUGUCCGAGGUCAAUGGCGUUCUGCCGUUUGAGCAGCCACUAGACUCUCCAUUAGAUGCUGAUGAGUUUUGUCGUCGGUUGAGGGCAGCCUAUGGCGAGCUUGGCUCGUUUGGUCUGAUGUAUGGUGACCCAAAACUGGAUAAUUAUCUAUUAGUUGAUGACAGAAUCGUCAUUGUGGAUUUAGAAUCGGCAGAAGAAGCAGAAGAAGAGGGAGCUAUUGAGCGCGUGGUUGAGUCGAAUGUUGAAUUUGCAAGGGACCGCUAUAGAAGUUAUCUAAAGAAUCGAUACGAGCUAAUGUAA